Molecule: messenger RNA, 15371 nt
Organism: Musca domestica (house fly)
Lineage: Eukaryota; Metazoa; Arthropoda; Insecta; Diptera; Muscidae
Gene: Nf1
Product: neurofibromin
Exons: 24
Coding region: 400-8784 (2794 amino acids)
Biological process (GO): regulation of GTPase activity
Source: RefSeq, a predicted model, not a curated record
AGCUGUCAAAUAGACCAACAAAAGACGAAGAAGCAAAGGCAUACACACACAUUUUCCUCAACUCGCAAAGCAAAUGAAAAACCUCAACUCUGUGAAAAAUUGUGAAAAUUUUUAUUGGAAAUUGUACAAAUUGCAAAAUUCGAGAUACAAAAAAUCAAUGUGCUCCGCAUUGAGCACUCGCGCGGUGUGGAAGUGAAUGCAAAGAAUAAAGUGAAACCCAAUAAAAUCCAAUUGAAAAUUACGCGUCAUAGUCAAGAAUCUGUUCUGUAUAUACCUACCUAUCUAUACACAUCCGUUUGGUUAAAUUUCUUCACAAUCUGUUUUUUUUUUUUCUUGUGGAGAAGAAUUGUUGAUUGAAUAGUUUUGGAAAAAAAUGUUAUAAAAAUCAAAGAUUAAAAAAUGGCCACACAAAAACCCGGAGAAUGGGCCAAUUCGUUGCUGGCCCGUUUUGAAGAUCAGCUUCCCAACAAAACAAAUGGUCCACAUGGCACCCAGGCUCGCAUGAGCCAGGAUCAAUUGGUGAAUUGUUUGAUUCACAUAUCGCGGUAUCGCUUCUCUUUGGUGAUAUCGGGUCUAACGAAAAUAUUACAACGAGUUAAUGAAGCGGCCAUACAAAAUCGCCACGAGACCGAUCGUUAUUAUUUCGAAUCUCUUGUUAUCAUCCUAACCACGCUGGAAAGAUGUCUAACCAAUCAGACAAAGGACACAGCACGCUUCGAAGAGGCUAUGAAUGUUAAGUUGCUCCUUCGUGAAAUCACCCAAUUUAUCGAUGUCCAGAGUGAUAGUAACCCGAAUGCCGCCCAAUUGAAAAUUCUGGCAUCCAAAGUUUUGUUUGCCCUCUCGCAGAAUCAUUUCUCGGCCGUUUUCAAUCGCAUUUCGGCUCGUAUCCAAGAAUUGGCGGCAUGCUCGGAUGAGAAUCCCGAUUAUUCUGAUAUUGAGUUGAUACAACACAUCGACAUGGAUAUGACGAAAUUGACGAAACUGCUGCAGGAGACAAUAACGAAAUUUCGUUCGAAACGGGCACCGCCUUUGAUACUUUUAAAUUCCAUUGAGAAGGCCAUAUGGAAUUGGAUUGAAUAUCAUCCGCAGGAGUUUCAGGAUUUGCAGAGGGGCAUGAAUCGGGAUAUAUCAACAUGCUGGGAGCCGUUACUGGAUUUCGUGGAGGCCUAUAAGGCCGAGAACAAAAAAAGCAAGACCACAGUCUGGCCUUUGCAAAUGCUACUGCUAAUUUUAAAUCCGGCCUGCCUGGAAGCCACCGUCAAUGAGCUGCAGCAAUGUGAAAAGGAAAAGGACAAAAUGGCCUCCAAGACGCAGUCGCGAGACAAAGAUUUCUCGGCCAAGCAAUUUAUUGAGAGUAUCAAACGUGGCCUGGGUCCCCACUCCCCCUCGAAACUGGUCACCGAAUCAGCGGCCAUAGCCUGUGUAAAACUAUGCAAAGCUGCCACCUAUGUGAAUAUCAACGAUUCGAACAACGUCAUCUUUAAAUUGGUGCAAUACAUCAUCAACGACAUCAAGGCUUUGUUGUUCAAUCCCGUCAAGCCCUUUUCCAGGGGUCAGGGUUACAAUUUUGCCGAUAUUGAACUAAUGAUUGAUUGUUGGGUUUCCUGUUUUCGCAUUAAUCCCCAUAACAUAGAGGCUUUGAAGGUGUGCCUGAAUCUUAAUUCGCCGCAGGCCUAUCAUUUUGUUAUUGUUUGUUCGUUACUGAGGCUGGCCCAUAUCUAUGUUGACUUUAGAUUACAAAACAAAAAUCCUUUCCGGGUGGUAAAUCAACCACGUCUGCCCUGGUGGCCUCAAACGGAUGUGGUACACUAUCGUUCGGCCGAGAUGAGAGCUCUCUUCACCGACACCCUUAACAAGGCCACCCAGGGUUAUAUAGCCCACACCCCACUGAGAAUGAUUACCUCUUUGACAUUGAAAACCAAAGAUACGCAAAAAGUUUUGGCCCGUUCCGAGGAGGGGCCAGCCCAUAAAAUGUUAUUGUUGUUGUUAGUACGUUUAAUACAUGCCGAUCCCACCUUAUUGUUAAAUACCCAGGGCAAAGUAGCACACGAAGUACAAAGUUCAACUCUCGAACUCAUCAAUGGUCUUGUUAGUUUGGUUCAUCAACCGUCCAUGCCAGAUGUGGCCCAGGAGGCCAUGGAAGCCCUGCUGGCUUUACAUGCACCCGAAAAAAUCGAAGUUUGGAAUCCAGAGGCACCCAUUAAUACGUUUUGGGACGUCAGCUCCCAGGUCUUGUUUUCCAUUUCACAAAAGUUAAUCCAACAUCAAAUAGCCAAUUAUACCGAUGUCCUGAAAUGGUUGCGUGAAAUAUUGAUAUGUCGUAAUACCUUCUUGCAAAGGCACAAGGAUUAUGCCCAUGUCGGAAGUCAGAUAGCCAUCUGUAAACAGGCCCACAUCAAAUUGGAGGUGGUAUUUUUUAUGUAUCUCUGGUCAGUGGAUUUGGAUGCGGUGCUAACAUCGUUGUCCUGUUUCGGUUUGUUGUGUGAAGAGGCUGAAAUAUGUUGCGGCUCGGAUGAAUUGACGGUGUCAAUGCUUGUGCCGAAUUAUAUGAUCUAUCAGGAAUUGGCUCAGCUGUCAUCGGCUGCCACGGAUUCUCGCAUAUGCUUCUACGAUAAUAGUCAUGGCAACGUUCUUAAUCGGCUACACCUUCAGAAGCGCAUUAUGCAGCUCCUACGGAAGAUUGAGCACUGUGUUCAUGGUGUACAGCCUGCCUGGGAGGAGACUUUUAGGAACUGGGAAAUCAUGAGUAAAAUGCUGCAAACCUACCCCAAGUGUAAAACCGAAGACGGCCAAGCUGAGCUGUUCCAUCGUGGCGUGGGAAAACGCCGAGCCAGCCAUCAAAGCUCGGAACAUGAUAUUGAAGAGCAAAUAACAGAAUGGGCCAACAUGACAUGGUUCCUGCUGGCCUUGGGUGGUGUUUGUCUAAUCAAACGUCGUCAACAAGCUGUGGCCGCCCAGGCUUCACAGUUAUCCCUAGCCCAUCAGGCUCCUUUUCAUCCAUAUUCUCAGAGUUUUGGCUCACUGCAACAGAAUCUGCCACCUCAGGUCCACAUACAUCAGGGUUCAAUAAGUUCAUUGGCACAAAAUUCCCUGCAUUCACUCUCUAGUUCAUCCAGUUCGGGUAGAGGUUCGUUGAAUCCAAAUUCAAUUUCCUUGGCUGGAGUGCCGCAGGGGCCACAACAGGAGGUGCAAUAUUGUCCGGUGACACAAUUCAUUGGCCAACUCUUGAGGCUAUUGGUUUGCAGCAAUGAAAAAAUCGGUUUGAACAUCCAAAAGAAUGUCAAGGAGCUGGUGGGUGAAGAAAUGUCCACCUACCUUUAUCCCAUCCUCUUUGAUCAGAUACGUUCAAUUGUUGAGAAAUUUUUCGAUCAACAUGGCCAGGUCAAUGUGACCGAUAUCAAUACCCAAUUCAUCGAACACAUUAUCUAUAUCAUGAAAUCGAUUUUGGAUCCCAAACCGAGUAAAGAUCCCAACAAUGACCAACCAUCGACGGCAGAAAAUUUGGGUGUAACCAGCAUUGAAGGUAUGAUGUUGGGUAUUGUACGCUAUGUACGCCACUUGGAUAUGACGGUCUAUGCAAUACGGAUAAAAACUAAACUCUGCCAAUUGGUGGAGGUAAUGAUGAAACGGCGGGAUGAUUUGGCAUUUAGACAGGAAAUGAAAUUUCGUAAUAAAUUGGUGGAAUACCUGUCGGAUUGGGUUAUGGGCACCUCACAUCAAAUUGCACCGCCCAGUUCAACGGAUCCCUCAAUGAUCACCAAUACCUCUUUGAUAUUCCGUGACUUGGAUCAGGCCUGCAUGGAGGCAGUGGCUGCCUUGCUAAGAGGUCUACCCCUACAACCCGAAGAAUCUGAUCGUGGCGACUUGAUGGAUGCCAAGAGUGCGCUGUUUCUCAAAUACUUUACCUUAUUUAUGAAUCUCUUGAACGAUUGCAUCGACAGUUCCGAGGCUGAAAAGGAACUCAACAAUCCCCCACUGCUACCACCUCGCCCCCGUUUAGCUGCUGGCAAGCUAACGGCUUUACGCAAUGCCACCAUACAGGCCAUGUCGAAUUUGUUGGGCGCCAAUAUCGAUUCGGGGCUCAUGCACUCCAUUGAUCUGGGCUAUAAUCCUGAUUUACAAACUCGAGCCGCUUUCAUGGAGGUCCUAACACAAAUCUUACAACAAGGUACCGAAUUUGAUACGCUGGCUGAAACAGUGUUGGCAGAUCGUUUUGAACAGUUGGUUCAGCUCGUUACCAUGAUCAGUGAUAAGGGUGAGCUACCCAUUGCCAUGGCCUUGGCAAAUGUGGUGACCACAUCGCAAAUGGAUGAAUUGGCUAGGGUGCUGGUAACCUUAUUCGAUGCCAAGCAUUUAUUAUCACCUCUCUUGUGGAAUAUGUUCUAUCGUGAAGUGGAGGUGUCGGAUUGUAUGCAGACCCUGUUUCGUGGCAAUUCACUGGGCAGCAAAAUAAUGGCAUUUUGUUUUAAAAUUUACGGCUCAGCAUAUUUGCAGUUGUUGUUGGAGCCGUUGAUAAGGCCUCUGCUGGAUAAUCCAAAUACAUCGUUUGAAGUGGAUCCGGCUAGACUCGAUCCUGGCGAUGACUUAGAUGUAAAUCGCCGUAAUUUGAUAGCCUUGACGAAAAAGGUCUUUGAUGCCAUCACAAAUUCAGCCGAUCGUUUCCCACCCCAGCUGAGAUCUAUGUGCCAUUGCCUUUAUCAGGUGCUCAGUAAAAGGUUUCCGAAUUUAUUGCAGAACAAUAUUGGAGCUGUGGGUACCGUAAUCUUCCUGCGCUUCAUAAAUCCAGCUAUUGUUUCCCCCCAAGAACUGGGAAUUGUUGGCAAACAGGUGCCGAGCACCGUGAAACGUGGUCUCAUGUUGAUGUCGAAAAUCCUGCAAAAUAUUGCCAAUCACGUUGAAUUCUCCAAGGAACAGCAUAUGUUGUGUUUCAAUGAUUUUCUGCGGGAACAUUUUGAGGCUGGGCGGCGAUUCUUCAUACAAAUUGCCUCCGAUUGUGAGACUGUGGAUCAAACCUCGCAUAGCAUGAGCUUCAUAUCGGAUGCCAAUGUUUUGGCUUUGCAUCGUUUGUUGUGGACACAUCAGGAGAAAAUCGGGGAUUAUUUGUCGAGUAGUCGGGAUCACAAGGCAGUGGGAAGGAGACCUUUUGAUAAAAUGGCAACGUUACUGGCGUAUUUGGGACCACCCGAGCACAAGCCGGUCGAUUCACACAUGAUGUUCUCCUCCUAUCCCCGUUGGAGCUCCAUUGACAUGUCGUCGACAAAUUUCGAAGAAAUCAUGGUAAAACACCAAAUGCAUGAAAAGGAGGAAUUCAAGGCCUUAAAGGCCAUGAAUAUUUUCUAUCAGGCGGGUACCAGUAAACUGGGUUAUCCGGUGUUCUACUACAUAGCCAGGAGAUAUAAAAUUGGUGAAACAAAUGGCGAUCUUUUGAUUUAUCAUGUCAUCUUGACGUUGAAGCCUUUUUGCCAUUCCACCUUCGAGGUGGUCAUCGAUUUCACCCAUGUCAACUCGGAUAAUAGGUUCCGUACAGAGUUCCUGCAAAAAUGGUUCUAUGUAUUGCCCGCGGUGGCCUAUGAAAAUGUCCAUGCGGUCUAUAUUUACAAUUGCAACUCUUGGGUAAGGGAAUACACCAAAUUCCAUGACCGGAUAUUGGCACCCUUGAAGGGCAAUCGGAAAUUAAUGUUCUUGGACUUGCCCAACAAACUGAAUGAUUACAUCGAUCCGGAUCAACAAAAGCUACCGGGUGCCACAUUGUCUUUGGAUGAAGAUCUCAAGGUGUUCAGCAAUGCCUUGAAAUUGAGCCACAAGGAUACCAAGGUGGCCAUUAAAGUUGGUCCCACAGCAUUGCAAAUAACCUCGGCGGAAAAAACCAAAGUCUUGGCCCACUCUGUGCUACUGAAUGAUGUCUAUUAUGCCUCGGAAAUCGAAGAAGUUUGCCUGGUCGAUGACAACCAAUUCACCCUGUCCAUUGCCAACGAGAGCGGUCAAUUAAGUUUCAUACACAACGAUUGUGACAACAUUGUCCAGGCCAUUAUACACAUACGCAACCGCUGGGAGCUGAGUCAACCGGAUUCGGUGACGGUGCACCAGAAGAUCAGACCCAAGGAUGUACCGGGAACCCUGCUAAAUAUGGCCCUACUUAAUUUGGGUUCAGCCGAUCCGAAUUUACGUACAGCGGCCUAUAACUUGCUGUGCGCCCUGACGGGAACAUUUGAUUUGAAAAUUGAGGGUCAACUCCUGGAGACACAGGGUCUCUGCAUUCCCUCCAACAACACCAUUUUCAUAAAAUCGGUCAGCGAAAAACUGGCCACCAAUGAACCGCAUCUGACUUUGGAGUUUCUCGAGGAAUGUAUCCAGGGCUUCCAGCGCAGUACCAUCGAAUUGAAGCAUUUAUGUUUGGAAUACAUGACUCCAUGGCUAAAGAAUUUGGUGAAGUUUUGUAAAUCCAACGAUGAUGCCAAGAAGGUGAAGGUCUCUCAAAUUCUGGAUAAACUUAUCUGUCUGACCAUCGAACAAAAGGAAAUGUAUCCCUCGGUGCAGGCGAAAAUAUGGGGCUCCAUUGGCCAAAUCCCGGAACUCAUUGACAUGGUGCUGGACAACUUCCUCUACAAAUCGGUUUUCUAUGGCCUGGGAUCGCCCCAGGUGGAGAUUAUGGCGGACACAGCAGUGGCCUUGGCCUCGGCCAAUGUCCAGCUGGUUUCGAAGAAGGUCAUUACCCGCAUGUGCCGUGUCAUGGACAAGACCUGUACCAGCCCUCUGCCCUGUCUGGAAAAUCACCAGACCUGGGAUGACAUUGCCAUAUUGGGACGCUACUUACUUAUGUUGUCGUUCAACAAUUGUCUCGAUGUGGCCACCCAUUUACCCUAUCUUUUCCACACCAUCACCCUACUAGUCUGCUCGGGAUCGCUCUCGAUGAGGGCCUCCACCCAUGGUUUAGUUAUAAAUAUUAUACAUUCAUUGUGUACCUGUACCAAGCCGAUUUUCUCCGAAGAGGCCCAGCGUGUCUUGCGUCUGUCCUUGGAUGAAUUCUCGCUGCCUAAGUUCUAUUUACUCUUUGGCAUUAGCAAGGUGAAAUCGGCAGCUGUCACUGCAUUCCGUUCGAGUUGUCGCCAUCCACCGGACAAGUGGUUGGGCAAUGAACGGGUUUCGCAAAAUUUGCCACCCGAUAGAGAGCGGCUUUCGCUACCGUCCCUGGAAGUAAUUACCGAUGCAUUGCUGGAAAUAAUGGAGUCAUGUAUGAGGGACAUUCCCGAUUGCCAAUGGCUGCAGACAUGGACGGCCUUGGCAAGGAAUUUUGCUUUCGCCUUUAAUCCAGCCUUACAGCCAAGGGCGUUGAUUGUAUUUGGGUGUAUCAGUAAAAGUGUAACCGAUCAAGAGGUGAAGGAGUUGCUAAAGGAACUAGUCAAGGCUGUGGAGGCUUUUACCGAUAUAACCCUGAUUGAGGCCAUUGUUAUGUGUCUGACACGUAUCCAACCUCUUUUGAGGCCGGACUCUCCCAUACAUCGCAAUCUCUUUUGGGUGGCCAUUUCUGUUCUGCAACUGGAUGAGGCAAAUCUGUAUGGUGCCGGUCUGGCUUUAUUGGAACAAAAUCUGCACACCCUCAAGUCUCAGGGCUGUUUUGAUAAUGCCCAUUUGGCAGAGGUAAUGAUGGGUACCCGGGAAAAACUGGAAUAUCAUUUCAAGCAGCUGGAUCAUGCUGUGGGUCUGUCGUUCCGUAGUAAUUUCCAUUUUGCUUUGGUGGGACAUUUGAUCAAGGGUUUCCGUCAUCCCACCCCCACCACCGUGUCACGCACCUCUCGCAUUUUGACCAUUCUUUUGGGCAUAAUUGCAAAACCCUGUAGACGUGAUAAAUUCGAGGUGACACCCGAUAGUGUGGCAUAUCUAACUGCCUUGGUGGCCGUUUCGGAAGAGGUCCGUUCCAGAUGUCAUGUCAAACAUGCUCUACCCCGUUGGCCAGCCGAGAUGCCCACAGAAAAUGGCAGUGGUGGUGGAGCCACUGAUCAGGCAGCCACCACAAAUGGCACACAGAAUCAGGGCAGCAUGGCAUUGUCGCGACGCCAGAAGUCCUGGGACAUACUCGAUCAAUCGGCAUUGAAUUUGGCCCGUCAUCAUAAAGUACCUGCACCACCGAAUGCUCGAGUUUUAUUCAAAACUCAACGCUCGUUUUCGGUACCCACCACCAAAGAUCCAAAUAAUGCGAGUGGAAUCGAAGAACGUCAGGAACGUGGUUCACGCACCUCCGUUUCAAAUGAAUCGAAUGUUUUGCUCGAUCCCGAAGUCCUACCGGAUCUGUCGAUACAGGCCUUGGUGCUGACCGUGCUGGCCACCCUGGUAAAAUACACCUCAGAUGAGAAUGAGACACGAGUGCUGUAUCAAUAUCUUGCCGAGGGUUCGGUGGUGUUUCCCAAAGUUUUCCCCGUCAUCCACUCUUUAUUGGACCAAAAAAUCAACAACAUCCUGUCGGUAUCCCACGACCAGGUUGUCCUGAACUCAGUACAAAGCAUCAUUCAAAAUAUGUUGGCCAGUGAGGACCCAUCGCAGCAGCAGUUGCAUUUUCUGCAAAGUUGUGGUUUUGGAGGCCUGUGGCGCUUUGCCGGUCCCUUUACCAAAUACAAUGUAAUGGGUGAAUGUUCAGAGCUGUUUGUAAAUUGCCUAGAGGCCAUGGUGGCCAUAUGUUUGCCCGGGGAUGAUCAACAAACGCCAAUUGUUCCUUUGGUGCGACCCUACAAUCUCAGUUCCAGUCUCAGCAGUCUUACUUUAGGGUCGCCCACGGAUAAAGCUGCAUGAAUAACAACAAAUCAGCCACGCACUAGACGUACAAUGUUCAGGAAUUUUUUACGUUUUUUAAAUCUUUUCAAAAAGUGUUUUUGAAUUCAAAGAAUUACCUACUACGAGAGUGGAUCUGUGAAAUUUUGUUAUUCCUUGGGAAUAUUGAAAAUAUUUGAAUAUUUAUCCUAUAUCAUCGGUACAGCUCCCCUAUUUCGCUAUGGAACUACACCCAGACUAUUGGAAUUUAAAGAAACAACUAUUGACGUCAAAAUGCGUUGGUUUAAAUGUAUUUUGUGAUUGGCCUUCUCCCUGCCCAUUUUGGGUUAAUUUGAAAUUUAUUAAUUUUUUGUUGGCAGUUUGGAAAAUGGAGUGAUGGAGUCUGAACUUUGGCCAGGGAUCAAAGGUUGGGUUAUAAAGCAAAUAAUCAAAUAACUGAUGUCAGGUCUUAAACUCUGAAUACACAGAUCAACAAAAUCUGAUUAGACCCAUAAAAAAAAAUUUGAAUAAAAAUGAGUCUGCUUAUAAUCGAAGAGGUUACUGCGAUAUCUACAGGGUAAGAUAAAAAAACUGCAAACAAAGAUCUUACGCCAAAAUUUUUAAAUUUUUUUAAUUUUUAAAUGAAAGCAGAAAAUGUCGGAAAUAACAUCAAAUUUUAGAAUAUGUUUAGAUUUGUUCGAAUAGGUCACCUUUGGCACAAAUUAUGGCCCUCAAACGGCCAAUGAAACCGUCACUCCCUGCCCGAAUGUUGCUCUGCGGUAUUUUGGCCCAUUUGGCCCGGCGGAGCGCUUGCUUGAGUUGAUCGACACUUUGGUAUUUUUUAGAGCCAACCUUGCUUUCAAAAAUACUUUAGCGGAUUGGUAUCCGCAGAUUUUGGUGGCCAUUGGUGGCGCUGGGAAUGAAGCGAGGAAGCUCAUUUUGUAACCAUUCUUGGGUGGCGCGUGCUGAGUGCGAUGUUGCCGAGUCAUAUUGUAAUGUCCAAGGUCCUUGCGUGACCAAGGCUUUAAUACACCCUCCAGAAUAUUUUCGCAAUAAUAUUCGGCAUUUAUUCUGAUGCCACGGUCGACUAAUACGAGCGGAGAGCAACCAUCGGCUGUUAUGGCGGCUCACACUAUCACCCUGGCCGGCGCUUGAGUUCUGGUGGCCAACCGAAGGUGCACAUUUCAGCAGACCUCUUUGGCAAGUUAAUACGUUCAUUUUGUUUGUUUACAAACUGCAGGACAAUGAAUGUUUUCUCGUCGGAGAAAACCAAAUUAGGCAGUUUACCACUUUCGGCCAAGCGUUGACCACUUUCGGUCUAUUUUCUUUUUGUUGCGGUGUAAGUUCUUGCACUUUUUGGAAUUUCAAUGGCUUUACCCCGAACUCAUUUUUCAAUAUUUGCCGAAUGGAAUAUUGCGAUAUGUUCAGCUCACGAGCCAUUUUCGAGGCCACUGCGACGCGGGUUUAGAUCAAGUCGCUUCUUUACUUUUCGAACCACUUCUGCUGAUGUUGCUGUUUUCUUCCGUCCACUUCCUUGACGUCGGGCUACGCUACCAGUAUCACGGUAACGAGCGGUGGUAGGAGACACAAAAGAUUUAUUCACAUUUAAAUGUCGGAGUGCUCUAACGAUAGCCACUUGUGGUUCUCCAGCCAAAUAUAAAAUAUAACUUCUUUAAUCUACAAUUUUUUUUCCUUUAAUUUUUUUUGAAUUUAUUUUUUUGAGGAAUAAUUUGCAUAGCAUUUUCUGGGAUCGGAAAAUGUUCAUAAUUUUUUCCCCUAUUGCUUCCUUUUUCAUACUGCCAAGAACAACAAAGAAUCUCCUUUUUUACUCCAAAAUACUGUGGCACAGCUUUCGAAAUCUCAAGAAAAAGAAUAUCUCUGUGCCAAUUCUAAAUCAAAUUAUUUAUAAAUAUUUGUAAAAAAUUAACUAUUAAUAAACUAAUAAUUUAUGUGUUAAUUUAUCUAUGUCUGAGUUUUUUACAUUCUACUGUAUAUUUUAGUUAUUUUUUGUAUAAUAUUUGUGUUAAUAAAUAUUAAUUUUUUUUUAUGUAAGGCUAUUUGAAAAUUGGACCAUAAGACUUGUUUUUCUAGAUUUCUUUAUGUGUUCAAUGAAAAAUGAUUUUUUAAUAAUUUAUAUUAUUUUAUAAUUUAUAUAUACAAAUUUUAACAAGGUCACAAACCUUAUCUAAACUAAAUGUUCUAAACUCAAACCCAACCUAGAAACAAAAAAAAACUACUAAUUUAACUCAAAAAGAUGAUGAUAUAAAGGAUUUUUUUUCGAAGAAAAUCAAACCACUUACAUAUAUAUAUUCCUGCUUUUAAACAAUGAAUUGUUAUUUAAUUUUUUAAUAUUUCAUUUUUUCUUAUAAGUUCCAUUGUAAUGCACAAAAAAUAAAAACACAAACUUUAAAACAGAUUUAAAAUAAACAACAAAACUAACAACGUACAAAGAAACAAAGCACCAAAAAAUAAAAACAAAAGAAAAAAACAACCACUUUAAACGAUACUUAUUUAUAUAAAAAAAUAAAUAAAUAAAAAUUAUAUAUAGAAAAUAUUUUGCGAAUUAUAUGUAUAUCGAAUCUAAGAAAACUUUAAGAAAAAUGGACAACAAAUCAAAAAAAAAAAAAAAAAAAAAAACGGAACAACAAACGAAAAAAUGUUUUAAAAUUAAAAGAAAAAAGAGGAAUCACACAAAAACUCAUAUUCGAAAAAAUAAAAAAAAAUUAAGGGUCGCUAUGUAUUGACUGGUUAAAAUACACUUACUUCAAAGAUAUCCCUCCUUUUUUGAAUGAUCUUUCAAUACGAAACCCUAAGAAGAUGAGGGACGUACGCCGACAUUCAUUUCUAAACCAUUUUGGAGGGGGAGACCACCAGGAGGAAUUUUACCUUCAGAAGUCCUUUAUCUUUUUUUAUCUUCCUUCCUUUAUCUAUAGACGAUUCUUAGGAUGUCCUAUGUCUAUAGAAGACCAUCAAAAGUUUUUUAUCUUUAGAAGACCCUCAGGGAGUCUUCUUUCUAUAGGAGGCCUACAGGUGCGCUUCUGUCUAUAGAAGAGCUUCAGGUGGCUUUCUGUCUCUAUAAGACCUUCUGAACCUCUUCGGUCUACAGAAGACAUUCAAGAGGUACUCGGUAUAUAGAAGUUGUUUAGGAGGUCCUCUAUCUAUGGAAGACCAUCAGAAGUUUUUCUUAUCUUUAGAAGACCUUGAGAAAACCUCUCUUUUGAAGACCUUCUGAAAGUCUUCUGUCUAUAGAAGACCUUCAGAACCUCUUCGGUCUACUCAAGACAUUCAAGAGGUAUUCGGUAUAUAGAAGUCUUGUGUCUAUAAAAACGUCCAGGAAGUCCUCUCUCUGUAGAAGAUCUUCAGGAAGUCUUCUGUCUAUAAAAAACCUACAGGGGGCCUCUUAUCUAAAGAAACCCAUCCAAAGGUAUUCUGUCUAUAGGAGAAGACAAACAAAAGGUCCUCGGUCUUCAGAAGACAAACAGGAGAAGACAAAAAUGAGUUCCUCGAUCAUUAGACCACAUUCAAGAGGUCUUCGGUCUAUAACAGUCUUUUAGGAGGUCUUCUGUAUAAAAAAGAUCUUUAGGAAGUCUUCUGUCUAAAAAAAGUCCUACAGGUGGCCUUCUGUCUGUAGAAAACCAUCAAGAGGUAUACUGCCUAUAGAAAACCUUCAGGAGAAGACAUUCAAGAGAAAACCAUCAAAAGGUAUUGUGUCUAUAGAAGACCUUUAGGAGAAGACAAACAAGGGGUCCUCGAUCUAUACAAUAGGUCUGUAAAAAGUCUUUAAGGAGGUCUUAUGCCUAUAAAUGACGUUCAGGAAGUGUUCUGUCUGUAGACGAUCUUCAGGAAUCUUCUGUCUAUAAAAGACCUACAGGUGGCCUAUCGUCUAUAGAAAACCAUCAUUCUGUCUAUAGAAGAACUUUUAUACAGAAGGUCCUUUUUCUUCAAAAGAUCCUUUAUUUUUUCUUCAAAGAUGCAUGAAACAUAUUUCUUAAGAAGAUAAACGACGAGGAGGACCUCUAACUGCCUGAAGAAUUUCGCUAGUAAAAACAAAAAAGGAGUAUGGUGUAUACAAUUUAUGGAAGUCGUUACUUCAACAUCUUAUCCAUAGAUUAGAUGUUGAAGCUCAAUGUGGGAUGUUAUCUUUAAGGAUCUUUUGUAGUUAUUCUAUCAAAGCCACGCCAUACAGGGAUCUCCAAAAAUAUCGUAGAUGUUUAAUUUUCCACUCAAUCUCAUAAGGGCACAGUGAUGUCCUACUAUGGAAACUUCAAAGUUCGUGGAAACUUCAUGAGUUCCUCGGAAGAUUUUCUUCAGAAGAUCAAGCGUUUUAAGUGAGGAGGUCCUUGAAAAGUUUUAAUUUACAGAACCAUCGUUUCUGUAGAUAUAAGGACCUGCUCUUAAUCAAUGAUUUAAUUUAUGAAUAUUAUCUUAGGUCUUCCUGAAAAAAAUUAUAAAUCCUUGUUUUCUUUUAAAUUUACAAAACUAUUUUCUAAAAAAAGUCGAUUUUUAUCUAUAAAAAAUCCUAAACGUUUAGCCAUGUAGUCCUUGAAAGUUGCCCUUUUUAAAGAUGGAGAUGGCAAGGAGGUUCUGGACAAUAAAACAUCUUCAAAAACCUACCAUUUAGUUUGUUCUUGAAACCAUUUUCUCAAAAGAUCAAGACAUUCUAAGUUUCAGCAGCUAAAAGGACCUCCUUACUGAAAAUCAAUAAUUUUUUAUGAAAAAUUUCUCAAUGGCUUCCUGAAGAAAAAUGGUUGAUAUCUGGAGAAAAGAAAUCAAAGACUUUCUCCUUAGAAAUUUUUUAAUGUACGAAAAAAUUUCAAAAAAAAAAAAAAUUUUUUUUCUUUAAAAAAACUUCAAUUUUUAGCUUGAAACUGUUCCAAUCCAAGAUUUUGACGGGUAAGUCCUUAAAAUAAAUUUCUUCAAAAGCUCACGAGAUCAAGACCUUCUAAGCUCCUGCAGAUAAAAGACCUUUCUAACAAAAAUCAAUGAUUUUAUUUAUGAAAAUUGUAUCAGGGACCUCCUGAAUAAAAAUCGUUGAUAUUUUGAGAGAGUAGUUUCAAAGACUCUCUAAAUUUUGGGAGUUUUUCUAAUAUACGAAAGAAUUUCCUAAAAACUUUUUUCUUAAAAAAAUCUCAAUUCUUAGCCAGGAUGGCCUUGAAACAUUUCCCCAAAAGGAUCCCAGUUUUUUUUGGCAAGGAUGCCUUUGAAAAAAUUCUUCAACGCUCAAUAUUCAGGAAGCCUUUAAAAAAAUGUUCUCAAAGGGUCAAGACCUUCUAAGCUCCUGCAGUUAGAGGACCUCUUGACUAAAAAUCAAUGAUAAUAAAAAUUGUCUCAUGAAAAUGAUAUUUUCAGAAAAUUAAAGAAAUCGAAAGACUUUCUAAAUUUUAGGAACAUUUUUAUAUUUUUUUAAAAUUUUUUUUUUAAUUUUUUCCUUAAAAAAUCCUCAAUUUUUAGACAGGAAGGCCUUGAAGAUCUUUGACGCGUUUUUCUCAAAAUAUGAACGAUUUUCAGUCAGAGACAAUUUUUGUGAAAAACUUUAGCUUCAGCUUGAGAAGGUCCUCAUUAUAUAUAUACAAAGUGGCAAUUCCAUGUAAAGGAUAACUGUUAAAUGUCCUUUGUUUAAAAAAUAACUUAAAAAGAGUUCUUUUUCGAGAAUAUAAUUUUAAGGUCCUCCACCACCGUUAUUAGUUAUUUGGCAUAAAAACAUAAUUUUUCCAAUAUAGAACUUUAAGAAGUUGUCAAAGUAUAUUCUGGUUUACCAGACCUGCUAAAUUUGAUCCUAUGACCUCUGAAGUGGGGGAAUUUAUUCAAUUUCAAAACCAAUUGAAGUAAGUGUAUUCAGAAUACCUUAUCGAAAUCCAUGGUCGGUAUUGUUGGCCCUAGCUAUCCUAUGUAAACAGGAAACAAAAAACAAAAACACAGUUGGCUAGAACGUGUUUAACUAAAACUUACCAACUCACCCAAACACCAAUCUCACCAUUCUGCAAAAGAACAAAAAAGAAUCAUUAUUAAGUUUUAAAAUUUUAUUAGCAAAAAAGAAACAAAAAAAAGAAUAGAAAUAUAUUUAGUAAAAAUUAAUUGAAGACGAAUGAAAAAUAGUUACUAAUCUCAAAAGUACUCGUAUCACAAAAAAAAAAAACAGAAACAAUUUUUUCUCUAUUGAUGUAUAAUACCAAAACCGAAAAAAAAACAUGAAAAAAAUAAAUGUUUAUUUUUUAGUCAAAUGUAUGUGAAUAAAAAAUUCGAAACGAUUUUUCGUCACCAUAAAAUCAGAACAACUAUAAAUUAUAUUUACAAAAAAAAAAAAAAAAAGAACAACAAAUGAUUGAGAAACCAAGAACCAUCCUAAAAAACUAAAGAAAUAUCCUUAAUUAUGUGAAGGCGAUUUGAAACGAAAUUCCAAAAAAAAUAAAUAAAAAAAUAUGUAUGUAUGUAUGUAUGUAAAUGUUGCUUAGUCUGCAGCGCUGCUGUUGUGUGUGUGUAUUGUUUUGUAAUAUAAAUGUUGAAACUGUAACAAAGGUAAUGAGAAUUAUUGUCAUGUAUAUUAAUGAUGAUGACGAUAGUGUAUGCGAGAGAGAGAAGCUUAGAACGAAUGCUGUUGAAGAUAAUAAAGACGAAGAACAACGAUAAAA